Cryphonectria parasitica EP155 is the source of this 273-nucleotide messenger RNA. RefSeq lists its product as uncharacterized. The transcript has a single exon. Gene Ontology annotation, molecular function: nucleic acid binding. Bases 1 to 273 code for a protein of 90 amino acids. Lineage: Eukaryota; Fungi; Ascomycota; Sordariomycetes; Diaporthales; Cryphonectriaceae. The record is from RefSeq and is a predicted model, not a curated record.
AUGCUUGCAAAACCUCUUAAGAAAGCUACAGCUGCGGAAAUAAGAAAGUUCAUUUUGAAAGAGAUCAUUCUUAUAUUCGGAUGCUCUCUUAAAAUUACUGUUGAUAAAGAACCAGAAAACAAGGCUGAAAUAGCUAAGAUCAUUAGAGCUCUUGGGAUCCUGCUUAUCCAGAUCUUCAGUUAUAAUCCCCAUGCUCAAGAACAAGUAGAAGCUGAUUAUCUUUCCUUAGUAAAUGCCUUUGCUAAGCUAGCUAAUGCUCAAUCCUGGAAAUGA